Molecule: messenger RNA, 2203 nt
Organism: Nothobranchius furzeri (turquoise killifish)
Lineage: Eukaryota; Metazoa; Chordata; Actinopteri; Cyprinodontiformes; Nothobranchiidae
Gene: onecut3a
Product: one cut homeobox 3a
Biological process (GO): regulation of transcription by RNA polymerase II
Cellular component (GO): nucleus
Molecular function (GO): RNA polymerase II cis-regulatory region sequence-specific DNA binding; DNA-binding transcription factor activity, RNA polymerase II-specific
Source: RefSeq, a predicted model, not a curated record
ACACACACACACACACACACACACACACACACACACACACACACACACACACACACACACACACACACACAGCGAGGCAAGCGGCGCUUUGGGUAUAGUAGAAGGUGAAGAGCGAGAGAAAUCCAAGCAGGCGCAGACGCCUUCACGCACUGAGCAGAGGGGAUUGCGGUGCGGUUUCUGUGCAGCGGCUGGGAUCCGAUCUUUUAAAACCAUGCUGGAUUGACUGCCGAGAAGCAACUGCGAUCAAUGGCUUGGCUUUGAAAUCGUUGAAAUUUUAUUGGAAAGGAGACAGAGCGACAGUGGGAGAGGGAGAGAAGCGAGAGAGUGGCGAGAGGGGUGGAAAUAAAGAUCCUUUCAACGAUGGAGCUUUCAAUGGAAAACAUCGGAAAUCUGCACGGCGUGUCUCACUCGCACCAAACGAGCGACUUAAUGAACUCCCCGCACGCGCGCCAGUCGUCGGCGUCGCAUCGGAACUUGGUGUCGCACGGACGGUCGGCCAUGGUGUCCAGCAUGGCCUCGAUACUGGAGGGAGCGGGGGACUACCGCACAGACCACGCGCUGUCUGGCCCCCUGCACCCGGCCAUGACCAUGUCGUGCGACUCCGGGAUGAGCCUGAGCAGCACCUACACCACCUUGACGCCGCUACAGCACCUGCCACCCAUCUCCACCGUGUCGGAGAAAUUUCAUCACCCACACCCACAUGCUCACCAUCAUCCGGCGCACCAGAGGCUUGCAGCUGGGAACGUCAGCGGCAGCUUUACCCUGAUGAGGGAUGACAGGAGCCUCGCCUCCAUGAGUAACCUGUACGGCCACUACCCUAAAGACAUGUCCGGCAUGGGACAACCCCUGUCUCCUCUGUCCAAUGGUCUCGGGUCUCUGCACAGCUCUCAGCAGACUCUCAGCGCCUAUGGUCCUGGGGCUCACCUCUCCAACGACAAGAUGCUUUCAUCUGGGGGGUUUGAGUCCCACGCGGCCAUGCUGUCCCGGGGCGAGGAGCACCUGGCUCGGGGUCUCGGGGGCCAUGGGGCUGGGCUCAUGACAUCCCUGAACGGCAUCCACCAUCACAGCCAUCCACAUUCUCAGGCAAACGGAUCCAUGCUGUCGGACCGGGACAGACAGACGGUGGUGGGAGGUGGGCAGGGAGCUGGGUCGGGACAGGUGGAGGAGAUAAACACCAAGGAGGUGGCACAGCGAAUAACAGCAGAGCUCAAGCGCUACAGCAUUCCGCAGGCCAUCUUUGCUCAGAGGAUCUUGUGCCGGUCCCAGGGAACUCUGUCUGACCUGCUGCGGAACCCUAAACCGUGGAGUAAGCUCAAGUCUGGACGGGAGACGUUCAGGAGGAUGUGGAAGUGGCUCCAGGAGCCCGAGUUCCAGCGGAUGUCAGCGCUCAGGCUUGCAGCCUGCAAGCGCAAAGAACAGGAGCAACACAAGGACCGCAACACGGCACCCAAGAAACAGCGCCUGGUCUUCACCGACCUGCAGCGGCGUACACUCAUUGCCAUCUUCAAGGAGAACAAGCGUCCAUCCAAGGAAAUGCAGAUCACCAUCUCCCAGCAGCUCGGCUUGGAGCUCAGCACUGUCAGCAACUUCUUUAUGAAUGCACGUCGCCGCUGCGUGGACCGCUGGCACGAUGACCAUGGCACCAGCCCCGGGCAGCCGGGCACAUCCACCACCACCUUCUCUAAGGCCUGAUAAUGGGAUGAGGCCUUCAGAGGGUUAGGAGGGGACCAGGUCAGAGCAGUAGGCAUCACAGAAAGUUGGCUGUGAAACCUGUCUCCACCUGACCUGGACUAUCUGAAUGUGCCCUCUGCCUAAAAAAAAUCUUUUGUGCCAUGCAAUCAUCUUUUUUUGUCAGUCAAAAUGUUCAAACUCUCACCUGAAGAAGCAUAAUCUAAGAGGUGAGGAGUGAAGUCAGGUCCAAUCCGCAUUUCUCACAUAAGGACAAUCAUUGAUUUUGUCUUUGAUGAAAAUGAUUUUUAAGGCAUCUUACAAAGCAAAGAGACACCAAAGAGUUGACCUUUUUUCCGCUUCUUUUUAAUAGCCUUUGCAUUUCGUCGGCCUCCGUCGCCGUUUCACCCGAGUAGCCACUGGUACUGCUUUUCCUCUCACCUCCUUUGUGUCUGCCUCCUUAUUCACAUCCUCUCAACUCACAUGGAAGCAACAAGGGCGAAAGAAUGGCAAUAAAUCUGACAAGACAACUGCA